Raphanus sativus (radish) is the source of this 1883-nucleotide messenger RNA. RefSeq lists its product as uncharacterized. The record is from RefSeq and is a predicted model, not a curated record. Bases 134 to 1699 code for a protein of 521 amino acids. The transcript has a single exon. Lineage: Eukaryota; Viridiplantae; Streptophyta; Magnoliopsida; Brassicales; Brassicaceae. Gene Ontology annotation, cellular component: precatalytic spliceosome; U2-type spliceosomal complex; U2 snRNP. Gene Ontology annotation, biological process: mRNA splicing, via spliceosome.
AUAAGACUUCCUGUUUAUUUUAAAGAGUUUUCUUAAAUACUGCGAAAAGUAUUUGCAUCUUUUUAUCUUGUUUUUGAAGUUGCCUUGAAGAACACUUAACGGAUUUAAAAUCAAAUCCUUGAUCUUUGAAUUCAUGGUUUUCCAACUCUCCAUCAAUAUGACCGUCGAAUCAACCACCGUCGCGCACGGUAACACCACCGUCGUACCGAACGGAGAUGCUUCCAACGGUAACAUUAUCCCUACCUCCAAGAAACCACGUGAGAGCGACCGUGGCCGCCGCCGCAGGCGGAAGCAGAAGAAGAAGAGCAACAAAGCAUCAUCCCGUGCCCCCGAUGUAGAAGAAGCGGAGGCAGAUCCGCAGCAGCCACAGGUAUGUGAGCAGAUUGAGAUUGAGUAUGUUCUAGAGCAGCCUGAAUUGGAAGAUGCUUUUAGCGAUGAGUUUAAGCAAAUCUUUGACAAGUUCAGUUUCAGGGAACCUGUUGCCUCUGAGGAGGACGAGGCUAAGAAGGAUGAAUCUGAGGAGAAUAAAGACGAGGACGAUGAAGAAAAAGAAGAGAAGGUCAUGAUCUCUAAGAAGCAAAAGAAGGUUGAACGGAGGAUGAAGAUUGGUGAGCUGAAGCAGGAGUCCGCUAGGCCUGAUGUUGUUGAGGUCUGGGACGCUACUUCAGCAGUCCCAAAGCUGUUGGUGUUUUUGAAGUCGUGUCGCAAUACAGUUCCUGUUCCAAGACACUGGUCUCACAAGAGAAAGUAUUUGCAGGGAAAGCGUGGUGUAGAGAAGGCGCCGUUCCGUCUUCCUGAUUUCAUUGCCGCAACCGGGAUUCAGGAAAUUAGACAGGCUUACAUUGACGGUAAUAAAAAGAAGUUGAAGUUGAAGCAGAAGCAACGGGAGGAGCGAAUGCAACCAAAGAUGGGAAAGAUGGAGAUUGACUACCAGGUGCGCCAUGAUGCGUUCUUCAAAUACCAAACAAAGCCGAAGCUGUCUGCUCUUGGGGAUUUAUAUUUUGAAGGGAAAGAAUUUGAGGUUAAACCGAGGAGGGAAACGAGACCAGGGACAUUAUUGUCACACGGCUUAAAAGAAGCUCUUGGUUUGGCUCAAGGCGCUCCUCCCCCAUGGCUAAUUAAUAUCUUUGGCGUCCAGCAGCAAGAUCAGCCUAACUAUGAGGAUGAGCCUAUUGAUAAGAGCAAGCACUGGGGUGACUUGGAGGAGGAAGAAGAAGAAGAAGAAGAAGAGGAGAUGGAGGAAGAAGAGGAACUAGAAGACGGCAUGGAAUCGGUUGAUACAAUGUCAAGUAUAGAGACACCACCGGAUGCAAUAGAACUUCGUAAGGAGCAGAGAAAGGAACCAGAUAGGGCUCUAUAUCAGGUACUUGAAGAAGAAAAGGGAGAGAGUGUUGCUCCUGGAACUUUGCUGGCACCCACACACACGUACGUUAUUAAAACUGCUACUCAAGACAAGUCAGGAGCGAAAAGGGUUGAUUUGCUGAAAGGACACAAGAAGACAGAUCGCGUGGACGUCAGCUUACGGCCAGAAGAGCUGGAGGCCCUGGAGAAUGUGUUGCCUGCCAAGUAUGAGGAAGCAAGAGAAGAGGAGAAACUACGCAAUAAGCCAGAGGACUUCAGUGACAUGGUCGCCGAGAAUAAUUCCAAGAAAAGGAAGCGUGACAAGGAAGGGAAGAAAAAGAGAGAUUUCAAGUUUUGAACAAGCUGUGUUUGUCUCUAGACAUGAGAGAGAGAUUCAUUUUGCCUGAGAAUGUGUCUUUACGAAACGUUGAGAGAGGUGUUGAGGUAGAAAAUCUUCGAGUUAAAAAAACAAAAAAAACUAAAUGCUGUGGAUUCUAGACAUGUACUGUGUUUCCUUAAGUUUUUUAAAAAACUUGUUUAAA